UCUAGAGGCUAAAGUAGAAGUUGAGGUCUGCGCAGGUAAAACAAAACAACUCAUUCAAGUUCAAAUAAUCAUUAAUCUUAUGUCAUCUAUAGGUAUUUUAAUUAUGGCCAGCACAAACUGGUACAAAAAUAUUCUCAAUGAUAAUAAAUCUUUACUUAUUUCCCUUAUAGGAACACCAGGUUCUCCAAGCACACCUGAAUCACCAAGCACUCCAGGAUCACCAAGCACACCGGAGUCACCAAGUACUCCAGGAUCACCAAGCACUCCAGGAUCACCAAGCACACCUGAGUCACCAAGUACUCCAGGAUCACCAAGCACACCUGAGUCACCAAGUACUCCAGGAUCCCCAAGCACACCUGAGUCACCUAGUACUCCAGGAUCACCAAGCACUCCUGGAUCACCAAGCACACCCGAGUCACCCAGCACACCCGAGUCACCAAGCACUCCAGGAUCACCAAGCACACCCGAGUCACCAAGUACUCCAGGAUCACCAAGCAC
Lymnaea stagnalis (great pond snail) is the source of this 498-nucleotide messenger RNA. The record is from the annotation of a GenBank genome assembly. Lineage: Eukaryota; Metazoa; Mollusca; Gastropoda; Lymnaeidae.